AUGGCAUCUUUGUCAUCUCGAUCAUCAAAAAGUUCAAAAAAAUCUGCAUCAUCAACUGCAAAGAUUGUGCGAGUUGAUGAAACUUUCAAUACUCGCCAAUCAAGAAAGAGUCCAAAGAAUGCUUCUACUCCAGGUAUUAAAAAUGGCGGUAUAUCUCGACGACGAUCUGCUCCAAGUUUCCAUCGUUCAAGAAACUCACAAAUACAAUCAAAAAUAACAACAUCGCAAAGAUCAACAAGUAAUUCAGACCAACAUGUAAUGGGAAGCAACAAUGAAGGUGAAGAUGAUAAUAUAGACCAAAAUAUUGAUCUGUUAAAUAUUUCAUCUGCAUCAACAGCCACAGAAUAUAUGGAAACAUCUCAACAGCCUGAUGAUGAUAAUUCUCCUGCUUCAGCUGAAAGCCACAACCGAAAUGGACGAAUUAUUUCAAAAAAUGAACUAUUGAAUCAAUAUUUUACGAAACUUAAUACUGGUGGUUAUCUUUGCAAAUUAUGUGCUGGUACCGAAAAUUCUAACAAGGUGCACAAAGAAGUAGCUAAUUCUGAUUCGAAUUUACGUUUCCAUUUGGCACGUCAACAUAAACUUACACAUGUGCUAUAUCCAUCUCAACGUUCACGACAACAAGUAAAGCCACAACUUUUAUCUGGUGAUUGGAAAAAAAAAUUAGAUAAUGCUCUGAUAUAUGCCGUUAUAAAAGACUUUCGUCCUUUUGGUGAUUUUCGUAAGGCAGGGUUUCAACACUUUCUACAGGUUGUUUUGCCUGAUACGAAUUAUAAAGGUCCACAUCGUACAACGAUCAGAAAACGAAUGGCAGCUUUAUAUCGUUUAUGUCGUAAAGCUUUAAUCGAUGAAUUAUCUUCUGUUAGCGAUAUUGCAUUGACAGUGGACUCUUGGUCUAGUCCUCGUCGUGUUCAUUUUGUUUGUAUUACAGGACAUUAUUAUGAUAAAGAAUUCGGAUAUUUAUCUAAAGUUAUAUCAUUUCGUCAAUUUAUCGGACGUAGUUUUGCUUUACGUAUACGUCAAUUUAUCCGUUCUGAAUUAAACAAAUUAAAAAUUAAUAAUAAAAUUAGUUCCAUUACAACAGAUAAUGAACCGAAUAUCAAGUUGGCAACUAAUACGAAAGAAUUCGGAAUUCAUAUUCCAUGUCUAGCACAUGGGAUGAAUUUGACUGUGACAAAUGGUCUUCAUAUUUGGGGUGAAAACAAGUAA
Messenger RNA from Rotaria sp. Silwood2, 1209 nucleotides. NCBI's taxonomy places the organism in Eukaryota, Metazoa, Rotifera, Eurotatoria, Philodinida, Philodinidae. The record is from the annotation of a GenBank genome assembly.